Messenger RNA from Boleophthalmus pectinirostris (great blue-spotted mudskipper), 2607 nucleotides. RefSeq names its product SLIT and NTRK-like family, member 5b (gene slitrk5b). NCBI's taxonomy places the organism in Eukaryota, Metazoa, Chordata, Actinopteri, Gobiiformes, Gobiidae. Gene Ontology annotation, molecular function: protein binding. Gene Ontology annotation, biological process: axonogenesis; positive regulation of synapse assembly; regulation of presynapse assembly. Bases 1 to 2607 code for a protein of 868 amino acids. The transcript has a single exon. The record is from RefSeq and is a predicted model, not a curated record. Gene Ontology annotation, cellular component: membrane.
AUGCCUCUUUGGAUUUGGUAUGUUCUCUUAAGUGCUGCAUCAAUGUGCACAGCUCAGACGUUUGACACUUAUGGGGAGAUAUGUCAAAAAAUGUGUGUCUGUGACGAGAAAGAGGGAAUACUGACUGUGAGCUGUGAAAACAGAGGAAUCUCAACCAUCUCAGACAUAAGCCCUCCCUUUUACCCCCUCUAUCACCUCCUACUUACCGGGAACCAACUCCGUAAGCUCUCCGCCAACGAGUUUGUGGAGUACAGAGGAAUGACAAUUUUACAUCUGGGGAAUAACGACAUCUCGGAGGUGGAGGCGGGAGCGUUUAACGGACUUCAGGGAUUACGACGAUUGCAUCUCAACAACAACAAGAUAGACGCCUUGAGGGAAGAGCUUUUCUUCGGCCUGGAAAGUCUGGAGUACCUGCAAAUUGAUUAUAAUUACAUCACUCAAGUGGCCCCGAACACCUUCAACAGACUCAGACAUCUGGAGGUGCUAAUCCUAAAUGACAACCUCAUCUCCAGCCUGCCCAUCAACAUUUUCCAGUAUGUUCCGCUGACCCAUUUGGACUUAAGGGGCAAUCAGCUGAAAGUGCUUCCUUACUCCGGUCUACUGGAGCACAUGAACAGUGUGGUGGAGCUGCAGCUGGAGGAAAACCCUUGGAACUGCUCUUGUGAACUUAUCGCACUCAAAACUUGGCUGGAGAGCAUUUCGUACACAGCCUUAGUCGGGGAUGUAGUUUGCGAGUUUCCGUUUCGCCUCCACGGAAGAGAUCUUGACGAGGUCUCGAAACAGGAGUUGUGCCCGAGGAGAGCCAUUGCUGAAUAUGAGAUGCCGCCCCUGCCUCAUUUGAGCACUGAUGCAUACUAUAGGACUACUCCGCCGCUAGUCACAUCCUCCUUAACAUCAUCUGGGAUUGCGCGCUCAUCAUCAAGACCCACCAAGGGGCCGCGCCAGUCAGGCAAAUUAAAAACAAGGCCAACUGCUCGUGUCCAGUCGAAUAAGCCGCAAAACUAUGGCCAGAUUGUUUCAUAUCAGACAAAAUCACCAGUGCCUUUAGACUGUCCCACAGCUUGUACAUGUAACCUACAAAUAUCAGACCUGGGCCUAAACGUGAACUGCCAGGAGCGAAAGAUAGAGCAGAUAUCAGACUUAGAGCCCAAACCAUACAAUCCCAAAAAGAUGUACCUCACUGGGAACUAUAUCACAGAGGUGGAACAAGCAGACUUUAUUGAGGCUACUGGAUUAGACUUACUUCACCUUGGUAACAACAGAAUAGCACGCAUACAUGAAAGAGCUUUUGGAGACUUAACCAAUCUUAGAAGACUUUACCUGAAUGGGAACUUGAUAGACCGCCUCACCACUGACAUGUUAUAUGGUUUAGAAAGCUUGCAGUUCCUGUAUCUCGAGUACAAUGUUAUAAAAGAAGUCACAGCAGACGCAUUUCAGCACGUGCCAAAACUCCAGCUCCUUUUCCUCAAUAAUAACCUUUUAAAAACCUUACCAGCUGGAGCAUUUUAUGGCCUCACAUUAGCUCGCCUUAAUCUGCGCAACAACCAUUUGCGAUAUCUGCCAGUCAGCGGAGUCCUGGAUCAGCUCACAGCGCUGGUGCAAGUGGACCUGUUUGAGAAUCCGUGGGACUGCUCUUGUAGCAUCCUUGAGCUGAAGUCAUGGCUAGAGCAGCUUAGCACAGGUACAGUUGUAAAUAACGUCAUCUGCGGCUCUCCUAAGAAGCUGGCGGGGGAGGAUAUGAGAUACAUUAAAGCUUCCAAUUUCUGCCCUAAUAACUCCGAGGUGUUAGCUUCCAUGAUCCCUCCAUCCGAAGAGACAUUCCCAGGCAGCACCAUCACCAUAGAAACGUCUUUAGAUUCGGACAUGGACAACAACGCCAUCCCGCUGUCCGUGAUGAUACUCGCCCUCCUUCUCAUAUUUAUAAUGUCGGUUUUCGUAGCAGCCGGCCUGUUCGUAGCCAUGAAAAAGCGCAAACAGAAGAACCAGCACGAGCAGAAUGAAUCCAUGAAUGCCUGCAUCAGUUCACUCAACAUGGAAUACGGGCUGUACAAAAAGGGCGCCAUUCCGAAAGUGAGGACCUCUGCUGGACACGUUUAUGAGUACAUCCCACCGCCGACUGAACUGCCAAGCCGGACAACAGCCCAAACGCCAACCGAUAACAAAUCCGUGGAUGGGUACAGAGACUUUGACGAGAUCAGUGGACCAUUUUUGGGUAAUUCGGAUGAGGAAGCUGCCAGUAACGUGCUGAGUUCUGAAUACAGUGCCACCACUCCUGAACCUCUGAACAAGCCGACCACUCCUCAUCGAGAAGAGCCAUGUUACUACAGGGAUGCACUUGAUCCUGACAAACGUUAUAGCAAUACUUUACCGUGUAGACAUGCGGCUCACUCAUCUAGUCAGUAUUCUUCAGCAGACUUUGAAAAUACUAGUAGACAACAAUACGUGCCACCUGAACGAAUACAACAGACUAUUUUGUACUGUACAGCUCCAAGUACUGUUUACGUUGAACCUAACCGGAGCGAGUACUGGGAGUUAAAAGCAAAACUCCAUAUUGACCCAGAUUACUUGGAAGUUCUGGAAAAGCGGACUACCUUUACGCAGUUUUGA